Hydractinia symbiolongicarpus is the source of this 3155-nucleotide messenger RNA. RefSeq names its product probable tubulin polyglutamylase TTLL9. The record is from RefSeq and is a predicted model, not a curated record. Gene Ontology annotation, biological process: protein polyglutamylation; microtubule cytoskeleton organization. NCBI's taxonomy places the organism in Eukaryota, Metazoa, Cnidaria, Hydrozoa, Anthoathecata, Hydractiniidae. Gene Ontology annotation, cellular component: cilium. The coding region runs from base 1299 to 2603 and encodes 434 amino acids. The transcript is spliced from 20 exons. Gene Ontology annotation, molecular function: tubulin-glutamic acid ligase activity; tubulin binding.
GUAAAGUGAGUACAGAAUCACAGCCUUUGUUGUCAAAUAGCGAAGGUUUUAUUAAACGCCUUGGCGUUUCUUGCAAAGAAGGCGCAUGAAAAGUGGGCGUUUCAUAAAACGCUUCUCACGAUAUCGGGCAAUCGAGACUACAACAACAAACAUGGUGUUUCGAAUCGAAAAAGCUGAAUUACUUUUGCUAAGCUGGGAAGGUGUAAUCUGCAAAUUCAAUGCAACAUGUGUUAGCUAACUAGCCACCAGCUAUAGCUAGCUAGCUAAGUUUUUAUUAUCAAAGAAAACAACAGGCCUUUAUUACAUUUUUCGGUAUAACAAAUAUCUAUCCUCCACAGUUCAUCAUUUAUAUAGCUAUAUAUCUAACAUUGUAGCGUUUUGUAAAGGUAGCUAACUGCUGCUGGCAUCCCGCAUCCUUGAUAAACCCAAAUCCAGGAUACCUUUAAAAAGGUAAAAAAGUUACCUAUAUAGUAUGAUCCAAAGCAGAGUUUAAGCCUAUUUUCCAGUCUUUUUGGCGAUAAAAAAUAAACGUUUUCAAUGACUGGCAGAGGGACCAAAGAAAUUCACUGCACUUUUUGCACACAAUUGCCCUAAAGAAAAAUUCCAGAAGCAGGAUACUAUUGGCUUGUGUUUGCAUGUACUACUUGCAAUAUAAGUAUAAAAACAAUCUUUUUUUUAUGGUGAGUUUGUGUCUGAGCAACAACUUCUUUAGGCCACCGUCGAAAAUAUGUUUGGUUAGCGUCAUUUCUAAUUACAAAAGUGAGUCGGUCUGUCAGUCGGAUAAAAAUUUUUCCCGGAAAAUUACAAAAAUACUAUAUUUCGCAGCCAUAUUUUGUUAUUCAUUUUAAAUGUACGCCACCUGUAUUUUUAGCCUCCGUUUCAAGUUCGAUUUUUGUCAGUCAAUGUUGUUCCCAUGGUUUUCACUUGCAUUGCCAUAUAAAUGUGAAGUAAGAAAAUAUAGCACUGAGUAGCGCACCGCAGUCCCCUUUCGAAAUAACAUUUGGACGUAACAAACGUAAUUCGGAGGACCGCUGAAAAGGUAAAUGGUGGAUUUUUUGGUUAAUUUUUUACAAAUUUACCGACUCCCCGACUCGACUUUCGCCUUUCAAAGUGAAUCGUUGGGUGACGCUAACCAAUUAUAUUUUUGAGGGUGGCCUUACCGUAAAUAACAUUGCAUAUAAAGAUAUAAUGUUCAGUUGAUUUUUUUCAGUUGCUAGGCUGGUGAUAUUAAAAAAUAAUUAUAUAUAUACCGUUUUUUAAGGUUAAAAGUUUGACAAAAAGAUUUGGUGAUAUAAAAUAUGGCUAAAAAAGAAAAUAGAAUCCCAUACCUAAAAUCAGUUCAACGAGUCAACAGAUUUGCUGAUGGAAGGUCUAUUCGUUUUCGUUGUGGUAUGCAAAACACCAUAUACGAUGUUCUUACAUCCAGACCUGGCUGGGUUGAAGCUAAUGUAGAUGGAGAGUGGGACUUCAUUUGGAGUGACAGAUGUGGAAUACAAGAGAUUUAUGACAACCAAUAUUUGCAAGAGCAUGUCAAGUUAAAUCAUUUUCGUAACCAUUAUGAGUUGACACGCAAGAAUUUGAUGGCGAAAAAUUUAAAACGAUUAAAGAAACAAGCUGAAAGAGAACAUGGAAAACUGGAAGCAACAAAAUUUGAUUUCUUUCCAUCAACCUUUGAGUUGCCAAGUGAAUACCAUAUGUUUGUUGAGGAAUUUAAAAAGAAUCCUGGAAAGCUAUGGAUUAUGAAACCAAUCGGCAAGUCUCAAGGAAAAGGCAUCUUUUUGUUUAAGAAAUUAAAAGACAUAACUGAUUGGAGAAAAGAGGAUUAUUACAGAUCGAUUGACGAAAAGAAAGAAGAUAAAGAGCCACCCGAAGCAUACAUAGUACAACGAUAUUUAGACAAUCCAUAUUUAAUUGGAGGGAAGAAAUUCGAUCUCCGCGUGUACAUCUUGGCGACUUCAUAUAUUCCAUUGAAAGCGUGGUUGUAUAGGGAAGGCUUUGCUAGAUUUACUAACACCAGGUACUCGUUAAACUCCAUUGAUGAUCAAUACAUUCAUCUAACCAAUGUAGCCAUCCAAAAAACAGCCCCGGAUUAUGAUCCUGAAGGAUCAAAAUGGUCUAUUCACCAAUUACGUUUAUAUCUUACAGCAAGACACGGUGUAGAGAUUGUUGAAGAAUUAUUUCGUUUGAUGGAUGACAUCUUUAUUAAAAGUUUACAAAGUGUACAACGUGUCAUAAUUAACGAUAAACACUGCUUUGAACUUUAUGGCUACGAUAUUUUAAUCGAUUCCGAUCUUAAACCUUGGCUGUGUGAAAUUAACGCGUCUCCAUCUUUAACAGCUAGCAAUCAAAUCGACUACAACUUAAAAUAUGCAAUGCUGUCUGAUGUUUUAAAUGUACUCGAUAUGGAAGGAAGGUUAACAAGUAAAGAAAAACGUGUUGGUGGAUUCGACUUAAUAUGGCAUGAUGGACCAGUCACAAACGAAGAUUUGUCUACAUGUGAUUGUGCUCCAGCCGCGAAUACAUUUUUAGGAUGUGCAAACAAUCGCGAAACUCAGCUAAAAGAAAUAUACAAGGCAAGUGACCGCCUCAGGGAUAUGCAUUGACUUUUUACACACAAGCUCGACGGAAAUUUUGAUCACCGAUAAAAAAUAGUGACUUGGUAUACUGAUGUAGAAAAAAGCUUUAUGUUAUUUUCAUCCAAUUCAGUAGCGUGGUACAUAUCAACCUCAAUUCCAGCUCCCUUUCCGCACAAAAUGUAUAUUUCCCAAAUAGGUAAAAAGAGGUUAGCCCAUCUACCAAACAAUGUUAAUUAAAUUUCAGACUGAAGCAUUUUAUUCUGCUUAAUUUAUUGCGUAUCAAAAGCUAAAGUUUACUGAAGCUCAAAUCUGAUUCCCUUUGUUCAAAAAUGAAUCAUUUUUACUUACUAUUUUUACCGACUACAAGGUUUCAGAUUAAGGCAAUGAAAAUUUUUUUGUAUUUCUGAAGAUUUUUCUUCAUUCUAAAUAGGAGGUUACACUGCACUGGUAUUUUGCGAACUUCCCGUUUACGUUCGUUUUUGUGGACGGUGUAAAUGUUGUAUAUAAAAUCAUAUUAUUUAUUUGAAUAUAUAUGUAAAUAUGUAUAUACAUGGGUACGUAAAUCGAUAUUCCACAUAA